GCUUUAGGGAAGCCAUGGAAGUCGACGAAUCGCAAUCGGAAAAUCAGGUUGUGAAGGAAAACGCUGCGCUCGUUCAGCCCGACUGGGAUAUGGCGCUGAAGGAAAUGCCUCGUCCACAAUUCUUUGUUGGACUUCGCAAACACGGCGAAAAGUCUGUGUUUGCUAAUGUGGAAAAAGAGGGAGACGACUAUAUCUGUGCCGAUCCAUCUAUUCGAGUCUCCGUUCAGCUUACCUGUAACUCGUUGCAUGUGGAAUCGACUAAUAUUAAUACUACUUUCUUGUCACCGGUAUCCGACAUCCGCGAUCUGCAUGACUCUGCCAUUCAGUCCAUGGAUAUCUCCUGCACAGGGAAUCUUAUUGUAUCGUCUGAUAUCAGUGGUUCUCUGAUCAUCUCCAAUGUGAUGAAUGGAAGUCUUCUGCGCGUAUUGAAAGGCCACAUCAUGGACGUGUACAAAUGUCGGUUCUUCCCUAGUGGUUUGGUUGUUCUGUCAGCUGGUAUGGAUAUGUCGGUAAGGGUGUGGUCGGUGGAGACAGGACAGUGCCCACGAAUAUUCAAAGGGCAUACAAUGGCAGUCACAGACAUUGCCAUCAUUGGCGUUGGUCGUCAAGUGCUGUCAUGUUCAAAUGACGGCGCUGUGAUCAAGUGGUUGUGUGCGGAUGGAUCACAACAAGAGCUAUGGAGACUUGAAGCUGGACCAUGCAACGCACUCGCCCUUGAUCAAAAAUCGGAAAUAUUCGCUGUUGCAUGUGAGGGGAAGAAAUGCAUAGUUUGCUCUGUUGAAGGCCCAAUCAAAGUCACUAUCGCUACGGACAACGUCCCUACCGCAGUUUGCAUUGAUCACGAUUCGGAAAACAUCAUCUACAUUGGAGACGAGCAGGGCAUGGUGUCCGUGUACGAUAUGAAACUGAGAUCUUACAUAUACCAUCUGCAAACCAACCGAGGAAGUGUGACAAAAAUGAUGACAAGAGACGAAGGCCUUUGUGUGGCAUUCAAAGAUGGUUCGAUGUGUUGCUACCUGUGCCAAUACCCUCCACCCUCAGAUGUGACGAGCCCGCUAUACGAGUUCACGGGCUCCGAUUGUGAUCCUAUCUAUGAUUUUUGCUUCCAUAACAAGCAUCUGUUCACAGCUAGCAGAGACCGAGUCCACCUAAGCUUCAUCUCUUUCCUGUUUGAUGUAUGCUGUGCCAUUAGCUACUUGAUGAUAUCCUACCGGGCAAAAAUUGAGAUGCUGAAAAUCCAUAGCUGCGCCGAGAUAUGCGUUGCGAGACUACAAAAACAACAAGUUCGCUUCAAAACGGUGAAAUUCAAACCGAAGAUAGCAAAAAAUCGUCCGCUGAAAACGCCAUCAGCUGUUGCAUUGGAUCAUUGUGAUUUCUACUAUGGUCCAAUGUUCGGGAAGCGAUGGCCAAGCAUCCGUUUGGGCCUAUUGACACCAAACAAGCACAUAGCAGUCAUGAAUACGUUCUCGAAGAGCUGUGACGCUCAUGAGGAUAUCUUGAAAGACCUCGGCACCUUUGACCUGCUAGCAAGAAUCCGUGGUAAAACUGCCACGGAACGAAUUGAAGAGAAAAAACUGCGCGUUGAGAGCCUGGCGAAGGAAGAGACUGAGAGAGCUAUGAAGGAAAUGGGUGAUCAUGAAAUAGCUCAACUAACAUCAAGCCACGAUGGCCCAGACUUGAUCAUGCGAUCUGCAGCUGGCCUGGGCGAGUUCCAGCCACCCUCCGGAUCCGUUACUCCUGGUGAACUGCAGUUGGGCAAAAAGAAGCAAAAGAAGGAGAAUCUGGAAAAUUUUGAAGUCACAGGAUUCGAGGCUGAAGGAAUGGAGCUGGCGCGACGAAAUCAUUUCAUCUACUAUCCACGUGAGCUGCGGCUGAGGUGUUACGAUCGCGGAGUAUUAUCAGAUUUUCCACCACCAGUCAGGGAUGACAGUGGCAUACCAAGUUGGUGGCUUUUGGAUGGAGGAUCACUGGUGCCGGUGCUAGCUCUCGGCUUGGAAAAAGGUGACUCAUUGUUGGAUGUUUGCGCUGCACCUGGAGGGAAAAGCUUGUUGGCUUUGCUAACAAAAUUGCCAAGUAAGAUGGUUUGCAAUGACUUCAAACUGGCAAGACUCGGACAGCUGAAAAGAGUUUUAUCCAUAUAUGUUCCCCCAAAUGCUCCAGAAGCAGACACAGUGAUAUUGAAAAGAAAAGAUGCUAGCAAUCUGGCUACCUGGGAUGAGCUGAACACAUAUGACAAAGUGAUCGCUGAUGUUCCCUGUUCAACGGAUCGCUUAGCACUCAAUCAAGAUGAAGGUAAUAUGUUUUCGCCUCAAAUGACCAACGAAAGGUUGAACCUUCCACAACUACAGACGAAGAUUUUGAUAAAUGCUUUGCGAUCAGUAAAAGUUGGCGGCUCUGUCGUCUACUCAACUUGUACUUUGUCAUCUAUCCAGAAUGAAGCCGUGGUGGAGAAUGGAGUAGCGAUAGCGGAGCAGAAGUUUGGAGUUCGAGUUGUUGAAGAGUCUCUUCUACAAUUGAUCACGCAUCUUUCAUCAUCUGGUCUUUAUCGGUUCUCCGACCAGUGCCGAACGGGUGCUCUAGUACUGCCUUUCCUUCCUUCGAAUUUUGGACCGAUGUAUGUUUGUAAAUUGACAAGGCUAGCGUGAUUUCCAUCUCAUGUGAUCCUUGUGACACUGGACAUAUACUUUGAAGAAAACGGGUACUCAUCGAGUUGUAAAUAUUGGAGACGAUUGCAAGAUAGUCUUGGUAUCUCUGAGUUAUUAGAAUUUCAUCAAAUUGUUCUCAAUCGAAAGUGCUUUGUAAUCUAUUAGGCUUGGUUUGAUAACUUCAUUGAAGAAUUUGCAGAUCGAUAGAGUCUUUGAUUCUGUUACCCUUCCUUGUUGUAUGGUUAUUAUCUUGUUAUUUUUGAUAAACAAACCCC
This is a messenger RNA of Cylicocyclus nassatus, 2920 nucleotides long. Lineage: Eukaryota; Metazoa; Nematoda; Chromadorea; Rhabditida; Strongylidae. The record is from the annotation of a GenBank genome assembly.